Messenger RNA from Botrytis deweyae, 861 nucleotides. RefSeq lists its product as uncharacterized. The record is from RefSeq and is a predicted model, not a curated record. The transcript has 3 exons. The coding region runs from base 1 to 861 and encodes 286 amino acids. Gene Ontology annotation, molecular function: protein binding. Lineage: Eukaryota; Fungi; Ascomycota; Leotiomycetes; Helotiales; Sclerotiniaceae.
AUGAAUGAUUUUGCCCCUCCUACCGGUCCUCCACCCCCGAAAGUUCCUGAAGGAUACAAAGCAGUAUGGAACGCCGAAUACAAAGAAUGGUUCUAUGUAAACAUUUACACCAAGAAGUCGACCUGGGACAAACCCACCGAACCUGUCUAUCCUUCCGGCGAUAGCGCUCCUCCCGGUCCACCCCCAGGAUAUUCCGGUGGCUCUUCUAACUACCCUUCCGACAACAAAAGCAAUCCAUACGACCCCUCUCCCAACACCGAAAGCGACGCCGAACUUGCCCGUCGUUUGCAAGCCGAAGAAGAUGCUCGUGGAGGUUCAAGCAGCGGCAUGCGCGGAAACGCCCAGCAAGACUAUCAAAACACUCCUAUGCCUUCCUAUUCGCAACAAGAACUACCUCCGCGCGAACAGAAGAAGGGAUUCUUUGGAAAGCUUUUGGGAAAGACCAGUGGUUCGAGCUCGAGUUCAGGUGCGCCGCAGCAACAGUAUCAACAGCAGUAUGCGCAACAACCACAGUAUGGUGGAUAUCAACAGCAACAAUAUCCACAACAAGGCUAUCCACAACAAGGUUAUCCACAACAAGGUUAUCCACAACAAGGUUAUCCACCUCAGGGUUACCCCCCACAGCAAGGGUAUGGAGGGGGUUAUGGAGGAGGCUAUCAGCAGCAGAGGCCACAAAAGAGUGGCGGGGGAAUGGGAAUGGCCGGAGGUGCGGCAUUAGGAUUGGGUGGAGGAUUGAUUGGUGGAAUGUUGCUCGAGGAUGCAAUCCAAGACCAUGAUCAAAAUGAAUACAAUGAAGGAUACGAGGAUGGUGCAGAUAACGGUGGUGGAGGAGAUGAUUUUGGUGGUGGUGACGAUUUUUAG